Messenger RNA from Arabis nemorensis, 507 nucleotides. Lineage: Eukaryota; Viridiplantae; Streptophyta; Magnoliopsida; Brassicales; Brassicaceae. The record is from the annotation of a GenBank genome assembly.
AUGGGUUCUUCGUCUUCGUUCUGGAGCUUAGCUUUUCGACAAGGUAUGCGAAGCGGUGCGUUUCUCGGGGAAAUCUACUGUUUCCUCCAUGUAACCACCAACUAUGUCGGCUUCGUUGGUUAUGCUUUUGGUCCGAGCAUGAAUCCGACGCUUCAUCCUUCGGGUAAUUUUGUAUUAGCAGAGAGAAUCUCGAACCGGUCUCAGAAACCGAUUCGUGGAGACAUAGUUGUGUUUCGAUCUCCAGAAAAUCCUACAAAGACUCCGAUGAAGAGGGUAAUUGGAAUUGAAGGAGAUUGUAUAAGUUUUGUGAUUGAUCCUGAGAAGAAUGAUAAAUCACAAACCAUUGUGGUGCCUAAAGGACAUGUUUGGGUUCAAGGUGACUAUACUCAUAACUCAAGAGACUCGAGAACCUUUGGUCCUAUACCUUACAGUCUUAUUCAAGGCAGAGUGCUUUGGAGGGUUUGGCCAUUUCAAGAUUUUGGACCGCUUGGACCAACCCCAACUUAA